This is a messenger RNA of Oncorhynchus keta (chum salmon), 8316 nucleotides long. RefSeq names its product short transient receptor potential channel 5-like. Gene Ontology annotation, molecular function: store-operated calcium channel activity; protein binding; inositol 1,4,5 trisphosphate binding. The transcript is spliced from 12 exons. Gene Ontology annotation, biological process: calcium ion transmembrane transport; regulation of cytosolic calcium ion concentration; manganese ion transport. Lineage: Eukaryota; Metazoa; Chordata; Actinopteri; Salmoniformes; Salmonidae. The record is from RefSeq and is a predicted model, not a curated record. Bases 559 to 3759 code for a protein of 1066 amino acids. Gene Ontology annotation, cellular component: cation channel complex; membrane.
CUCCGCUCGACACCAUGACAACCGCGGCAAACGCACGGCGAGCCCCCGGCCCUGCCGCUACACCAAUCAGGGAGGAGUGAGCAGAGCACUGCAACCUGUGUGGGGUGAGACGAGCGCAGGAUAACAGAACAGAGCUAGAACACCACAGACACCCCUUCUUACAGAGAGAGAAGAUACCCAGCCAUUUAUUAGUCUCUUAUCUGAUGCUAGAGAAAACCUCCUGGAUUAUCAGUGGUGCUCUUGUUAUUUUACCCCGCAGUGGGGAGGAGUAUAGGGAUGGAGAUUCUGGGUAAUCAGCCUUCCCUGUUCCCGAUUCGAGUUCUCUGCUCCAUGGUGGGAGCUGAGAGACGUCUCUUGGAGCCACAGCCACCGACCAUGAGGAUUGGAUAAGAAUCCCACCAAUUCUAACAGGACCACCCAAUCACCAUAAAAAAAUGAUCUAGAAGUAAUCAGAAAAGGGACAGACUGGUAGGGAAACACAAAGAAAUAGAGAAUGUAGAAAAUCUGCAUCAGAUUCCAAUCUCCCAGUAGGUCGCGAGUGACGCUGACUGUGUGCACAUGAUGAAUCCCAUGGCCCAGCUGUACUACAAGAAGGCGAGCUACUCACCGUACCGCGACCGCAUCCCGCUGCAGAUCGUGCGGGCGGAAGCGGAGCUGUCAGUGGAGGAGCGGGCGUACCUGACGGCGGUGGAGAAGGGCGACUAUGCCGGGGUGAAGCUGACCCUGCAGGAGGCGGAGAUCUACUACAACAUCAACGUAAACUGCUUGGACCCGCUGGGGCGCAGCGCUCUGCUCAUCGCCAUCGAGAACGAAAACCUGGAGGUGAUGGAGCUGCUGCUCAACCACGGCGUGCACGUGGGCGACGCUCUGCUCUACGCCAUUCGCAAGGAGGUGGUGGGGGCUGUGGAACUGCUGCUGUCCCACCGCAGGCCCAGUGGAGAGAAACAGGUGCCCAACCUGAUGAUGGAUACCCAGUUCUCAGAGUUUACCCCUGACAUCACACCCAUCAUGCUGGCAGCUCACACCAACAACUACGAGAUCAUCAAACUGCUGGUCCAGCGCAAAGUCACCAUCCCCCGGCCACACCAGAUCCGCUGUGACUGCGUGGCGUGCGUGUCCAGCUCCGAGGUGGACAGCCUGCGCCACUCCCGCUCCCGCCUCAAUGUCUACAAGACCUUAGCCAGCCCGUCCCUCAUUGCCCUGUCCAGCGAAGACCCCAUCCUGACUUCCUUCCGCCUGGGCUGGGAGCUGAAAGAACUGAGCAAGGUGGAGAACGAGUUCCGUCAGGAGUACGAGGAGCUGUCCCAACAGUGUAAGCUGUUUGCCAAGGACCUGCUGGACCAGGCCAGGAGCUCCAGAGAGCUGGAGACCAUCCUCAACCACCGGGACUACCUCAGUGAGGAGCUGGACCCAAAGGACGGCCGCGAUCUGGCCAAGCUCAAACUGGCCAUCAAGUACCACCAGAAAGAGUUUGUGUCCCAGCCAAACUGCCAGCAGCUCCUGGCCACCCUGUGGUACGACGGUUUCCCUGGGUGGCGCAGACACCACUGGGCGGUCAAGCUGGUCACCUGCUUCACCAUCGGCCUGCUCUUCCCCAUCUUCUCCCUGGUCUACCUGCUGGCCCCUAGGAGUGCCCUGGGUCUCUUCAUCAAGAAGCCCUUCAUCAAGUUCAUCUGCCACACAGCCUCCUACCUGACUUUUCUUUUCCUCCUCCUCCUGGCCUCCCAGCACAUCGUGAGAACAGACCUGCACGUCCAGGGCCCGCCACCCACCGUGGUGGAGUGGAUGAUCCUUCCCUGGGUGCUGGGCUUCAUCUGGGCUGAGAUAAAGGAGAUGUGGGACGGCGGCUUCACUGAGUACGUCCAUGACUGGUGGAACCUGAUGGACUUUGCCAUGAACUCUCUCUACUUGGCCACUAUCUCACUAAAACUAGUUGCUUACUUCAAGUACAACAGCUCUCGGCCGCGGGAGGAGUGGGAGAUGUGGCACCCAACACUGAUAGCCGAGGCCCUGUUUGCUAUCGCCAACAUCUUCAGCUCCUUGCGCCUCAUCUCCCUGUUCACAGCCAAUUCUCACCUGGGACCCCUGCAGAUCUCCCUGGGACGCAUGUUGCUGGACAUCCUCAAGUUCCUCUUCAUCUACUGCCUGGUGCUGCUGGCCUUUGCCAACGGGCUCAACCAGCUCUACUUCUACUACGAGACCAAGGCCUCGGACGAGCCCAACAACUGCAAGGGCAUCCGCUGUGAGAAGCAGAACAAUGCCUUCUCUACGCUGUUUGAGACGCUGCAGUCCCUGUUCUGGUCCAUAUUCGGCCUGCUCAACCUGUACGUGACCAACGUGAAGGCACGCCAUGAGUUCACAGAGUUUGUGGGAGCCACCAUGUUCGGUACCUACAACGUUAUCUCCCUGGUGGUGCUGCUCAACAUGCUCAUCGCCAUGAUGAAUAAUUCCUAUCAGCUCAUCGCUGACCAUGCGGACAUUGAAUGGAAGUUUGCCCGCACCAAGCUGUGGAUGAGUUAUUUCGACGAGGGAGGAACUCUCCCGCCGCCCUUCAACAUUGUCCCCAGCCCCAAGUCAGUGUGGUACCUGUGUGUGUGGACGUACAACCGCCUGUGUGGAGGGGACCAGCCCAGCCCUGACGAACUGAGGAAACACGAGAACUUAAAGGAGUUCACGGUAAAACAUUUACAAACCUGUACAGUCAACAUACAUCAUGCUGAGGUGAUCAGGAACCUGGUAAAGAGGCAUGUAGCAGCCAUGAUCCGCAGUGCUAAGACAGACGAGGGACUGACUGAGGAGAAUUUUAAGGAGCUGAAGCAGGACAUCUCCAGUUUCCGCUAUGAGGUGUUGGAUCUGCUGGGGAACAGGAAGCCCCCGCGGAGAACCUAUUCAUCCAGCAGUGAGGCCACUCAGCAGGACGAGGCCAACAAUGAGGGGGAGGGAGGGGCCGGACAGGGUCCCUCCAGGGACCAAGGGGCCAAGGGGGUGUCCUUCAGCACGUCUACUGCUGAGAGGAAGAGCAAGGACUCUGGGUUCAGUGUCUCUGCCCUCUUUAAGUCCAUGUCAGGGGUGGAGGGGCCAGUGGGCAACAAACCAAAGUGCAACGGGCUGCGGUUCUCCUCCUCCUCCCCUUCAUUUGCUGUGUUCAGCCGCACUGGUGGCCAGCUGCAGCGCUUCUCCAAGUCCAAGAGAGACUCCAUCAGGCGGCUGGGUCUGCUCUUCUCCCGCAUGAAUGGACACGUCCCAGAGCACAGGGCCACUCCUCCCUGCAUGCACCAGCCCACCUACAGCAUCUCAGAUGGCCUACUUCAUCAGCCCACAACCUGGCCGGACGUCCAUAUCGCCCCCGAUCCCCAGGUUACAUGCAGCCAGUUUCACCUGGACCGGCUGGGGGUGAACCUGAAAGAGCUACCCCAGGCCCAGGCCCCAGCCCCUACCCAGGCCCUAGCCCCUACCCAGGGUUCACCCCAGCAGGCUAACGGAAGUGACAGCCUGCUCCUACGGCCCCCAAGCCUCUCUCUGCCGCCCCCGAGCCUCUCUCUGCCGCCCCCGGGCCCCUCCCUACCGCCCCCGGGCCUCUCCCUGCCACACCUGCACUGUGCUUCUGGCAUCAGGGCCUCCAGCAUCAGGGCCUCCAGCUCCCAGGCUGUCCUCCUGGGCUCUAGUGAGGACAUGUAUGAGUCCUGGAUAGGACCAUGUGAUGAGCUGGACUCUUCAGAGUGGUGGGCUGAGCAGGACUCCAUCACCACACAGCUUUAGAGACACCCGCCACCCCCAGAAUAAUGUAGGACAGCAAACUACAAUAUGUUCAGGUCACACUGCUGAGGACAGAGAAAAAAAAGUGUCUGACAAGUAUUCAAAACCCAGGACUAAUUUUCUCAAAGAUAUUAUAGGAAGAUUCUAAACAUAUAAAUGAAAAAAAAAAAAGUUAUUUAUUGCAAUAUAACUACGUUUGCAUACUGCCACCUACCUGUGAUGCUUAGAUCUUUGUUUGCGGAUUGUAAGUUCACUAUCCUCUCUCAACACGUGUUCUCAUACAGUUUCGGCCCAGUUAAUUCUAUUUUACCUAUCAACUUAUCACUGAGAUAAAGGGGGUCAUAUACACAGGUCAGCUAUUACCAUUGUCCAAACUUCUACUCUCUUACAAAUAUGUUUCAUCUCUUGUUGCAAGUUUUUCUAUUGUCUUUUACCAGACUGUUUUGCCAGGUAGUGUGCCACAUACAAAUGCCAGAUGUCCUCUAUACAGUAGUGUGUUCCUUUUGGUACAUCAUAACCUAAACAUGGAUGGUUAAUAUCAUGGUGGAAUUUCAGGUUAAAUAUUUUCAAGUUGUUUUUGGACAAUUAACUAAGAAUACUGUCCUCUGUUUUUCCAUGAAAGUUAUUUUUCUAUAGUUUCUUGGAACUAAGCCACUACCCAUUUUUGGCUAUUGAGACAGGAAAUGCAUGAUAUUAGUAGGGGUAGGUUUAUUUAUCCAUAGUUUUAAUGUGUUUACUUAUAGUCUCAUUUACUUUGGACAAGAUGGUUAUGAAUUAUAAUACUCAAGAUCAUUUUGGCAGAGGACCCCUACGCAAACAAUGUUUCACAGUUGUUGAAAACACGCGUGGAUACAAAUACACAUUUUUAUUUGAUAAUUAGAUUAAGCGUUAUCUAUUCAAAUAUAUUAAACCAUUUUUGAAUGAUUCUUCGGAGAACUAGGAUUCCAAGACUGGGCCAUGUGAUAUGAUAGGCUGUAUAGUGGUCAAAUAAAACUGGACUGAACUGUCCAAAAUGUUGAAAUAGCUAUACUCUGGGCUAUUAGUGACAACUCAAUGCAUUCGCUAGUUGCAGUAUUCAGGACUCACCUUAGAUAAUGUGCCAUCCCAUCAAUUCAAAAUGAACAGUUUAGUAAUUGCAUUUGAUCAUUUGACCAAUCAGAUCAGCUAUUUUGCCCAUAAUUGGGAAAGAUCAGAAUUUGGCUGCCUGUGUAAACACAGCCAAGCUCAGUGAACAAAACUGCCUGAGUACCAGUGAGCUAGCACUCUCCAUGGUGCUGAUUAUGACAGGAAGGGUAGCAGCAACAUCGGUCUUGUGUGCUGUCCCGGGUCCUGGCCCUCAGAUACCAUCAUCGUACCAAAUUACUUCUCUAAAGCAGGGCUCUCCAACCCUGGUUAUGGUAAAUGUUCCCUCCAAUCCUAAUCAAGCGCACCUGAUUCUAAUAAGAAGCUGGUAGAUCAGCUUAAAUCAGGUUAGUUCACAGAUUCUUGAAAGUUGGAGACAAUCCUCGUCCGGCAUGGAAACUUUAUUUUAUAGGUGAAUUUGAUGAAGGAAAACGUUUUUUGUAAUUUGUAAAAAAUAUUUUUAGUAUUGUUAAUUUCCCUGUCAGGCUCUGUGCCAGGAAAUGCCGCAGUCCUAUAGGAUCUAAAUGUCUAAAUCCCCCCACAAGUGUUGAAAAUGUUUCUUGCAAUAAGCCCUCUGAUUAAGGAAUAUUUUUCUCAAAACUGUGACUCCUAAAAAACUCAAAAUGAAUCAGAAAUGAGCAGGGUUAGCUAUGCCAUCUCCUGAUUACAGGUAUUGCAACAAGACAAGGUAACCCAUACAAAUUAAAUGGAAGUAUGGAGGUAGUUGCCAUUUAUGAAAGUGUUAUUCAAUUCUAUGAGUUAUAGUAGUGAAGGCUAAAUUCAAUAUUUUAUCAAAUAUGUUUAUAAUCCAUUGUAUGACCAUCUUAAAACAAUUACAUAUGUUAGCUUUGUAGAAGCUUUGUAGAAGCCUCAAAGGAUGAGACACAGCAGUAAACUAGCAAGCUAGGCAGCUGUUUAGCGUUGUAGUACAUUCACUAAUUUGUUUCUAAACAAUUAACAAGCUUGUUAGCUACCACGUCAUGUUCUUGUCAACCAGUCACAGUAGCUAGCAAGUAACAGGAUAUCUCAAAAGUCUAAAAACCACUUCAGGGCAAAUAAAUCAGAUUUGACCAUCGCAUGCCCAGGAAUCAGAUUUAUGACUUCAAACCACCUAUGCUGAAAUGUGGCUUGAAAUGUCUGAUUCCAUGUGGCUUUUGGCUGUUCAGACUUCAGGAAAAACAGAUUCAUAUCUGAUAUGCCCCCAAAAACUGUGGCUUUAGAUAAACUCAAGUCUAUGGUUCAAAUAUGUUUAAUUAAUUAGGUUUUAGAAUCAUAAAGCAGCUUAGGAGAAACUAUAUUGCUACUGUUUAUACCGCUUGAAUAAAAGUAGAAAAUAUGAAAUUUUUCAAAUCUGUAAAAAAAAACUGUCAGAGUGCUGAAAGAUCUAAUAGAACGUUUGUUUUUAAUUGGGGAUUUAAAUUAAUCAUUUUCCAUAUUUUAAAAAUGUUUUUUUUUUUUUAAUUGAUCUUGGAGGCAAAAACAUGUCUGUUUUGAGUAGCUGUUGUCAACUCAGUCAGUAGCUUGUCACCGGUCACUAAUGGCUAACCCCCUUAAGAUACAUUUGUCAAUACUUGAAUCACUGUACUGCAACACAUGCUUAAACUAUUAAAAUAUUUGUUGUGCUACACCUAAUACCAUUUUCUUGAUAAAUAUUGUUUUAGGUUCUGAAUCUAGAAAAACAUGCUGAAAGGCUAAAUUAGUCCUGACACAGUGAGUUCUAUAAAAGCAAACAAAAAGUUCAGAUUUAUUAGAUAUUUUAAUAAUUUAAAGGUUUAAAUUAAACAAUCAUGGCCUUAACACUUGUUGGACAAUGCGUAAACAUGAAAUUCCUCUAGUAUCUGAGUUUACAUCAUAGAACUUGCAGCUAAGCAAGCCCAAAUGUCUUAAUGACUGAUACAUAUUACUUUAUAAUCUUUUUAAAUUUGAAAUGUAUUUAAUUUGUACCUUUAUUUAACUAGGCAAGUCAGUUAAGAACAAAUUCUUAUUUUCAAUGACGGCCUAGGAACAGUGGGGGGCAGAACGACAGAUUUGUACCUUGUCAGCUCGGGGAUUUGAACUUUCGGUUACUAGUCCAACACUAACCACUAGGCUACCCUGCCGCCCCGGCAAAAAAAGAAACGUCCCUUUAUCAGGACCCUGUCUUUCAAAGAAUUUGUAAAAACCCAAAUGACUUCAUAUCAUUCAUAUCAUAAAUGGUUUAAACACAGUUUCCCAUGCUUGUUCAAUUAACCAUAAACAAUUAAUGAACAUGCACCUGUGGAACGGUCAUUAAGACACUAACAGCUAUCAGACUGUAGGCAAUUAAGGUCACAGUUAUGAAAGCUUAGAACAACUAAAGAGCCCCUUCUAUUGACUGAAAAACACCAAAAGAAAGAUACCCAGGGUCCCUGCUCAUCUGCGUGAACAUGCCUUAGGUGUGAAGGAAGCAUGAGGACUGCAGAUGUGGCCAGAGGAAUAAAUUGCAAUGUCCGUACUGUGAGACGCCCAAGACAGCACAACAGGGAGACAGGACGGACAGGCUGAGAGAGUCUGGACUGAGGGCUUGUGUGGCCUGUAGUAAGGCAGGUCCUCAUCAGACAUCACCCUGCAACAACAUUGCCUAUGGGCACAAACCCACCGUUGCAGAUAGGACUGGCAAAAAGUGCUCUUCACUGACAAGUCGUGGUUGUCUCACCAGUCUCAAAAGUUGCAUUCGAGUUUAUCGUCGAACGAAUGAGUGUUACACCAAGGCCUGUACUCUGGAGCGGGAUUGAUUGAGGUGGAGGGUCCAUCAUGGUCUGGGGCGGUGUGUCACAGCAUCAGACUGAGCUUGUUGUCAUUGCAGGCAAUCAACGCUGUGCAUUACAGGGAAGACAUCAUGUGGUACCCUUCCUGCAGGCUCAUCCUGACACGAUCCUCCAGCAUGACAAUGCCACCAGCCAUACUGCUUGUUCUGUUCGUGAUAUCCUGCAAGACAGGAAUGUCAUUGUUCUGCUAUGGCCAGAGAAGAGCCCGGAUCUCAAUCCCAUUGAGCACGUCUGUGACCUGUUAGAUCAGAGGGUGAGGGCUAGGGCCAUUCCCCCCAGAAAUGUCCAUGAGCUUUCAGGUGCCUUGGUGGAAGAGUGGGGUAACAUCUCACAGCAAGAAAUGGCAAAUCUGGUGUAGUUCAUGAGGAGAUGCACUGAAGUACUUAAUGCAGCUGGUGGCCACACCAGAUACUGACUGUUACUUUUUAUUUUGACCCUCCCCAGUUAGUCACGUCUGUGGAACUUGUUCAGUUUGUCUCAGUUGUUGAAUCUUAUGUUCAUACAAAUAUUUACACAUUUAUUUUCAGCAAACUUAAGUUGACAGUGAGGUCAUUUUUUAUUGCCGAGUUUGAUAAUUUAGUGUAUCAUAUUAAAGCUUAAGAUAUUUGCAAUCCAGACAACAUUAAUGCUUCCCACAGUUGUCAAGUCAACA